Messenger RNA from Homarus americanus (American lobster), 520 nucleotides. Its product is annotated as sodium-coupled monocarboxylate transporter 2-like. The coding region runs from base 20 to 520 and encodes 166 amino acids. Gene Ontology annotation, molecular function: symporter activity. Lineage: Eukaryota; Metazoa; Arthropoda; Malacostraca; Decapoda; Nephropidae. Gene Ontology annotation, biological process: transmembrane transport; sodium ion transport. Gene Ontology annotation, cellular component: membrane. The transcript is spliced from 3 exons. The record is from RefSeq and is a predicted model, not a curated record.
CCUCAGCUUCAGCACAAGUAUGUAUGAGCGUCACACCAUCUGGUCAACGGCAAUGUUUGGCUUCUUUAUCAUAAUCAACGGCGUUGGUUUCAACCAAACCACCUGGCAGAGGUUCGCUUCUGUGAGAACGCUUCAAAUAUCACAAAGGAUGGUCAUAAGCUUCUUGGUAGGACUGUGGGCAUUAUGGAUUGUGUUCUACUUCUCGGGACUUGUCGCCUAUGCCACCUACAGCGAGUGUGAUCCGUUCGCCUCCGGAAAAAUUGACAAACUUGAUCAGAUUAUACCAUUCUUGGUGACGGACAAGCUGAAUCACUUGACGGGGUUGGCCGGGAUCUUCGUGGCGGCCGUUUACGGCGGCGUCCUCAGCACACUGUCGUCAUGCGGUAACUCAGUUGCGUGUAUAAUCUGGGAGGACUUCCUGAAGGAGCGGCCUUACUUCAGCAGCCUCAGUGAUGCCAGUGCCACUAACGUCGUCAAGCUCCUCUGUGAGUACUUUUCCUUUAUGGUUUUAUUUACCUGA